AUGGGUGAGAGAUAUAUCAGCGAUCCAGUGGUUUACAACCACUUCCCUGGUGGAUUUGGAGGAGUGAACCACACAACUCGCGUGCAAAUAUACGGUGGCCCAGUUCCAUACCGUCCUGGUGUUGAAACGCCUUUAGGACGAUUAUUAUCAGCACAUGCGAACCUGUGGAGCCUACACCCAUCACAACUACUUCCCCGUGCUCUGACUGAGGAACUAGAUCUAUCAAGAAGAGUAAGAGACAGUCAUGUUUCACCAUCCGUCUGGAGCUCGAACAUAAGAGGCCUCUUCCGAGGAGCUCUCAUUCGAGACUCUUUCAACCAAGCCUCUAAUCAGAGCAUCCCAGAACAGGAUCUUAUGUUCAAUCAAGAGGAUUCGACCGAAAAUUCCAAUGAAGAACAAGCAAUAGUUACUGUAACUGAUGCUAAGCUAUACAGCGAAAUCCGCGACCUUUUUGAACGUGAUCCCAUAGAAAACGAGCCUAAGAUAGACCUUGUCUUACACUGUCCGAUUUGUUCGGAACGGCUUCGCUUUACCCAUCCAACCCACCCCGAGCGAUUCGUUAGGAUCCCGAAUGGGACGGAAUGGCUUGACGUUCUCCCUUGUGGGCACAUUAUGGGCCUAGUUUGUAUGCUAGAUUGGACGACGCAAUGCCGGAUUGAUGGGCGUAGAAUCACGUGCCCUGUAUGCCGAUUUGAUUUGCAACAUUCGAAUCCCAUCUGCGGUCACCCGAUCAUGACUUUUCUGAUCGAGGAAGGGGCGUCCCUCCCGCCAUUGACUGUCCCAGAAGGAGGCUAUGUAUAUUCUCUUUGUCCGAUAUGCGGCGGAGCUGAGCCAGAUUGGGGUAGGGAUAGACAUGUGUGGAAUUAAGAUCUCCCUUAUAAUUCUAUUCAAAAUAUACCCACCAGCAAGCGGGAGUAUCAAAGGACCUAUAAACACC
This is a messenger RNA of Daldinia decipiens, 937 nucleotides long. RefSeq lists its product as uncharacterized. Lineage: Eukaryota; Fungi; Ascomycota; Sordariomycetes; Xylariales; Hypoxylaceae. The record is from RefSeq and is a predicted model, not a curated record. The coding region runs from base 1 to 867 and encodes 288 amino acids. The transcript has a single exon.